Owenia fusiformis is the source of this 4156-nucleotide messenger RNA. The record is from the annotation of a GenBank genome assembly. Lineage: Eukaryota; Metazoa; Annelida; Polychaeta; Sabellida; Oweniidae.
ACGAGAUCAAAAUAGACAGAACAAAGUUUGCACAAUUUCUGAUUUUUGGCUGUUGCCAUGGCAACUACACCUGAAAAGGACAGUGGUGACAAUGCCUCCCUCUAUAAAGUACUCAGUGGACUGUGCCCGGAUGAUGGAUGUAAAACUCGGUUGUUUUUCCCAGCUUAUGACCGCAGUGUUGAAUGUACUGGAUGUGGCCAGCGACAUAAUAAAUCUACCAUUAAAGAUGUCUCUGAGGUCACUAACCCUGAUGUAGCCCUACACAAAAUGUUACACAACGUUUUACUUGGCCAUACAAAACCCAAGAAAGGUGCUGAUACAAUCAAAGUCCUUGGUUUGUCCAACUACCACUGCAAGUUACUCUCACCCCUACUGGCAAGGUAUGGCAUGUGUAAGCAAACGGGAGAGGCAAAGUUGCUCACAGAGUUGGGCCAGAAGCCAGUGUUUGACUGUUCUGUAUUGGGUGACAGGGCAUUCCUGAUUGAGCCAGAUCACAUAAAGAUCAAAGGCUAUGGCAAAGAUAGAACUGGUAGUGUGGCAUAUCUGGCAGACACACUAUCUGCAAUCCAAAAGGCCAACGACAAUGUAGAAUGUCUAUUACCGAUUCACUCAGAUGGUGACGGCCACUGUUUGGUUCAUGCUGUUUCAAGAGCUCUCAUUGGGAGAGAGCUAUUUUGGCAUCCACUUCGUGAAAACCUCAAAACUCAUUUUGAAGAAAAUUUGUCAAAAUAUAAGCCACUUUUUAAAGAUUUCAUAGGCGAGAAUGAAUGGGAGAACAUCAUAGCUGAGUGUGAUCCAUAUUAUAUACCUCCAGAUGGUGAAGCUUUAGGACUGAGAAACAUCCAUAUCUUCGGUCUUGCUAAUGUCUUGAGAAGACCAAUCAUAUUGCUUGACUCAAUGACUGGCCUUAAGAGCUCUGGCGAUUAUGCAGGAUUGUUCCUCCCUGGGCUUAUGGAGCCUGCAAAGUGUCGUGGCAAAGAUGGAACAUUGAACAAGCCCCUAUGUCUGGCCUGGAGUAACAGCGGCCGCAACCAUUAUAUAGCACUAGUUGCUGUGAAAGGUAGGCCUGUUCCCAAGAUUCCACGUUGGAUGCUUCCCAAUGUGUGGAGCCUGCCCCUUGAAUGUCUGGAGAUGUACAUAGAGUUUGACUCUGAGGGCAAUUGCCUUAUGGGAGGCAAUAAAUGUCUAGGGGACAGAUAUGUGCAGCGUCUGGUGGCGGCCAUUGAGGCUGUGUUUGUAAAGGAACACAAGGUGGCACCUUCAGUAGUAGCAGAUGUUCACCAAUAUGUUUACAAGUCUUCAGGCAUGGUAGGAGUUCCACCUGAAGUGGUGCUCCAGCGAACAGUGGAUGCCAUUGAGCACGGGCGACUCUUUCGUUGUUUGACAUGUGAGGCCACCUUAGAAUGGAGCAUAACUACUGAAUGGUUGAAAUCUGGAGGUACUCUUCAUCGAUUGGCUGUUGCAACACAUGGAGAUUUGAAAACAAACAAGCGAUACUCAUUUCCUUUGCAUGGGUUGGUGUGUACCUACAAUAGUCUCCAAGAUCAACUAGAGCCUGACAUGAGCCUGAGUACAUUACAACACUGUGCUUUCUGUAAAGGGUCUAAUGUGAGACAGUUGAACUAUGACGGCAGUAUACAGUACAAGAAUGGUGACCGUACCACUACACCAGCUGAGAAGACUCGUUGCCAAUGUGGAUUCAAGCAUUAUUGGGACGGCAAGGAAUAUGACAACAUACCAGAAAUAUUUCCAAUUACGCUUGAGUGGGCUGGCAAAGUUGUUGGUGAGAAGGUGGUUUGGUUUCAGUAUGAAUCCAUCCCUGAUUUGAACAGCAAUGUAUAUGAAGUGGCACAGAAACUAGUGCAGAAGCAUUUUCCAGGUGAAUUUGGCAGCGAACGUCUUGUACAAAAGGUUACUAAUACAAUUCUUGUAAAUACUGCUAAAUUGACAAAGAAAGAUGAUUCCACGUCAAAAGUCACUGCUGUUGAUGAAGAUCCUAAUGCUUGGAAGAGUGACGCAGCGUCAAAGAUUAUCUUGACAGGCCAAAAGAAGCGCACUCUACACAAGGAAGAGCUCCACAUGAGUGAGGCAGAAAAGGAAGUGCGAAGGCAAAUUGAGAGUAACGCAGCCAUAAUGCAACGUAGGCGGACUAGGGAUGAAAUAGAGAUGAAAUCUAAAGGUGCUAAAGCUAAACAGAAAGCAGAAGUGAAGACUCCAGAAAUGUCAAAAGUCCCCCCUGCCGCUUCUUCUCCCAGAGACCCCAUGUCUGAUAGAACAAUUCGCAUCACAACCUCAGAUGGCAGACAGAAAACUCUUGAGAUUUCACCUGGUAUUACAUAUGAUCAAUUCACUGAGAAAAUAUCACUAGAGCUAGAUAUUCCCAAACAUCGCCAGAAAAUUCGUUCUGGGUUUCCACCAAAAGUACUGCAGGCUCCCGAUGAAAACCACCAGAUGGAGCCUCUGGCUUUACAACAUGGUGAUAGAGUCUCCGUGGAGAUUCUGCCAGACCCAGAAGCAAUAAGAAGUUCAAAUGAAUUCCCCACUUCUCCCCCAGUGUGGCAAUCUCCAAGCAGCCAACCCCGCCAGUCAUGGUCAACAUUUGAACAUGAGUCCAAGGAUCAUUCUGCAACUGAGUUGCUCAAGGGUCUCGAUGAUAUGCAGAAUGGAGGCGACAGUCUAGAUAUGUCUAUAGCAUCACUUACAUUGAUGGCCACCUUAACUGGAAAGGAUCUAUGGUCUUACUCUCAGGCUAUGCCACAUCUGUUCAGUGUAGGUGGCUUGUUCUAUGAGCAGGUGAAGCGGGACAUGGGUCUGGUAGAUGGACAGCACUGUACUCUCCCUGCAAUACCUGGCAAGCUGUUUCGUUACAACGCUGCUGAUAGCCGCUUAGAACUGUGUCUUGAGCCACAUGGACACUUCCCUGUUGCCCCAGGAAUAGAGGAACAUAUACUGCAAUCUCCAGCCCUCCCCAAACCUCCCAGUUCAGACCAUGCACAUAUAGGAAAUCUCCUGGCGUCAGGAAGUAGUGGAGUUGUUACUAACCCAACAAUGAAAAUACCCAGCAUGCCGUUCUCAGGUCAAGGUCAUUCAUUGUUGUCAAAUGCGGAGAAUAUAAGAAUGCCGGGUGAUAUUGAGCCAAGAGCCCAUAAUCACAGGAGCAAAGCUGCUAAGGUUAGUGGUCUGUUGGGGAGAACACGUAGUGAGAGUAUUGAAGAAGAGCCUGAAUUGGAGAACACUGUUGACAUGGACACUGCUACUGAUUCAGUCUUAGGAGCUACUGAUAGUGAUUCUUACAAAAGAGUUGGCCCAGGACAGAGUGUCCUUGAUAGGUCAGCUCACACAGACAGCUCAGUACAUGCUCACAAUGAACUGUUUAACAAUCUAGUGGCAAGCAUACAGGAGACUGUCAUGGAGGAGGAAGAGUCUAAUACAAGUGAAAAUGUUGACACUGAUAAAGUAUUUGAAGACAAUACACUACAACCUGCUAGUGUUGCAUGUGCGAGUGAUAGUAAAACUAUUUGCAAAUCAUCUCCUAAACAGGAGGAUACUAUUAGUGCUAAGGAGGACAGUGAUAUGAAUUCCUCCAAAGAGCAGAGAGCAGAAGGUGACAAGGCUAGUGAUUCAAAGGAACCUGAAAAAAGAGACCACAUGGACACCACAUAAUUAAACCCCAAUGAUUUGAAUGUGGAUCUAUGUGUAUAUCUCCUUCUCUCUAUGGAUACAUAUUCUGUACAUUUAUACAGUGAUUGUGUAUGACAUCUGUAAAUGUACAUAUAUUGUGUUUGUACAUUGCAUAUGUGUAUAUAUGUACUCAUAAAGUUAUUGUACACAUUUAUAUAUGUACUCAUAAAGUUAUUGAACACAUGUUUAUAUGUACACAUGAAGUUAAUGUACACAAACAUACAUGCUUUCUAUUCCAGACAAUUAGUCUUUUGAGAAAAUCGAAGGUGCAAUAUUAACAAAUACGAGUACAUGCUUUGCCAUAGCAUUUUCAAAUAAUUAUUGCCAUAGAACAUUUACAUAUCCAGCUUUUGUCAAACUGCACAUAAGAUAUGAUAUUUGACCUGUGAUCAUAUUGUAUUGUAUAUGUAAUGCAUAUCACAUUAAACCAUACUGAUCAUUUUUGUAUUGCUAUGGAGAUGUGGUUCAACAUUAA